AUGGCAGCUAUAGGCAAGCGUGAGGGAGCUUGUGGGUACAAAAGUAAGAAACAGUUGGGGAAAUAUUGCGUUGCUGGUGGACCUGGUAAUAUCAGUUGUAAGAAUAACUGCAGGGUCCAAGGAAUAUCCAUGCAUGGAUUCCCUAAGACUGAAGGAACUCUGCGAAAUUUGUGGAUAAAGUUUGUCCAACGACAUCGACCGAACUGGCAGCCAUCGCCAUAUUCUGCAUUAUGCUUGGCUCAUUUUGAGGUGCAUUUCUACCUCCAGCGGCCAGACAUCACUGUUAAUCAGUUAGACACAGACAACUCCUUUCAAACAAAGAAAAUGUUGGACAGAAAAAUAGCCUAUCCUAUGAUUGAUACUGUUCAGCCUGAGCGAGAAGUGCAUAAUAUUUCUGAUCGUGAGCAUAGGAAGGUAUGAUUGUGUAUAAAUAUGUAGUUUGUUGACAAAAAUUGAAUGUGUUGUAUUUAUCUCGCAAAGUAUAUUUCUAUACAUUAAUAUUAUAUUGAUUUUUAUUGAUAUGAUCGUUUAUGUUUUGUAGAUUUUGCGUGAUAUAGGAGGUCAUUCAAGCACGACCGAUUUCGGUGAUUUGCCGCACAAGAAGCCGAUGCCAACAACGAAGUGAUCGAAGUAUUCCAAGACGCUGUAAUCGAAUUUACAUGCAGUACACUGAAGGCAAAGGCAGAUAUUGCAUCUAACUUUCCUGAUUUGUGACUUCGCCUGUUUCUUCUUCCACUGAUUGUGAAAAAUGCGAAUUGUUUGCUGAGGAGAUUCGUCGGUACAAAGACAAUUUGAGCAAGUGUAAAGCGAGAAACAGGAGACUGAGAAAACAGUUCUGUGACCAGAAACAAACUAUAACACAACAGACCAACCAGGUUUGUUUUCCACUUUAUAGUGAAUCAUUCUACAAUUCAUAAAUGAAAUAUACAGUAAUCAGUAUAACUAUAUUUGUGUCUCGUGUUCACAACAGAAAACACAAACCAGGCAGUGAAUUCAAUAUAAUUAUAUAUUUAUAUUAUCCUGGCACAGGUUCAAUUCCUUCCACAGGUUCAAUUCCUUCCAGAGGGCCUAUAUAGUUAAAUUUUUGCUACUGGUCCUGGUCUAAAAAUCAUUUUAAUUUCCUUUCAAUAGCAACAAGAAAAUCAGAUGGAAGACAUUCCUGAACAGCCUGAAGAAAAUGAGAGUCAAGACAUAUUGGUGGAAGAAAGUUAUGAUGAGCCUCCUGAUGAAAGUCAGACCGAAUCGGAUGAAGAAAGUGAUUCCGAGGUUCCAUGGAAAGCGAUGGAAGAAGAAGCUGAAGAGAAUGAUUAUGGCAACGAUGAAGAACUGAAUAGGGCAACACAAAAUACUAUUAGGUAUGAUAGACAUUACAUAUUUAUUAUGCCUUUCAAAAAAUUCUCAGGCCAGAAAAUACAACAUGGUUUUUACAUAAAGCAUUUUUAAUUAUCUCAGUGACAAUAAAACAUUGUAUACAUUGACAACUUAUGUCAACCUGCGACAAGCAACAACAAAAAUGUGCUUGAGAUAACCUGCACACCCUAUUUCAUUGGUGUUGAAGCCGUGUGUGACAACAACCGGGUGUCCCAAGAAAAACUGUACACUGUUUGAUUUAUUGUAACAUAAAAACUAUAAACGCUAUCGCACUUGAAAUUUCAUUGAAUUCGGAAAAAGCUAACUUAGAUUUUGAUACAUAACAUUUAAUUUUCCGUGCAAAUUUAGUAAUAUUCCAAAGUUUCGUUGCGAAAUGUUGUAAAAUGCGGAUAAUAUAGCAAUGCGAAGUUUGCCGUUUUUCAGUCAUUUUGUAUUACGCACGGGAAAUUGACAGCCCAAUCGGGUGUUGGGGCAUCAAUUUUCCGUUUGUAAUCUAAAAUGACUGAAAAUUGCAAACUUCGCAAGGGUAUAUUAUCGUUACAACAUUUUGUAACGAAACUUCGGAAUAUUACUAAUUUUGUGAUGCUCUUUCAAGCUGUGAUGAAAUUUUUGUCUAGAUCAAAAUUUAGUCUAUAAUGCAAAUGGUCCAUUGGCUACUUACUAUAAUAUCAUCUUUUAUGUACCAUUGACUGAAUCAGUGUACCACCUAAUGUGUCAAAUGCCAAGACGAACCAAAGUUCAUAGUGUUCUAUAGUACACUAUAAUGUAUGCAUGGAAAUACGAUGAACCUGCCAUACUGCAAUGGUGCUAAUGUAUUCAGCAAUAACAGUUUGUCAUAUUGUUCGGUUCUCUCUGAGCCAUGACAAGCUGCCCACAGCCUACCAUGACGUUCGGGCACAAACGUACUCAAUUUUAUAUACUGUAAUGAAAACUACUUUUCAGGUUAUGUUGAAAAGAUCAAAGAAAUUAUGUUCAAAACGUCAAAAGAAGAGAGAGAAAAGAUCAAGAAAAAUUUAAAGCAAAAUGCCCAGAACCUUUGAACAGACAAUUUCCUGAGAGAGCAACAAAACAAGAUGCCAUAGAAAAUGAUGGUUUGAGGAAACGGAAGAUUGCCCAACUAUUCUCACCAGGUAAAUCAUGUUUUCAAUGAAUCUAUCCAAACUUAUCAUAUUAAUCUAAAAAGGGUUAGAAAAUUGCCUCGACAAAUUAGUAAAAAUUAAAAUGUCUAUUUCUUAUUAUAUAGGUGAAGAUCAAGAAAAAGAAAAGGAAAAAGAGAAAGAACAAGCCUCCAACCAAAAAAAACAAGUUGCUGCAAAAAAGUAA
Molecule: messenger RNA, 2694 nt
Organism: Paramuricea clavata
Lineage: Eukaryota; Metazoa; Cnidaria; Anthozoa; Malacalcyonacea; Plexauridae
Source: the annotation of a GenBank genome assembly